Molecule: messenger RNA, 2616 nt
Organism: Erinaceus europaeus (western European hedgehog)
Lineage: Eukaryota; Metazoa; Chordata; Mammalia; Eulipotyphla; Erinaceidae
Gene: NUDT19
Product: nudix hydrolase 19
Exons: 3
Coding region: 529-1626 (365 amino acids)
Cellular component (GO): mitochondrion
Molecular function (GO): hydrolase activity, acting on acid anhydrides, in phosphorus-containing anhydrides
Source: RefSeq, a predicted model, not a curated record
UGUUGGAUAGGACAGAGAGAAACGGAGAGAGGAGGGGAAGACAAAGAGGGGGAGAGAAAGAUAGCCACCUGCAGACCUGCUUCGCCUCCUGUGAAGCGACUCCCCUGCAGGUGGGGAGCCGGGGGCUCGAACCGGGAUUCUUAGGCCGGUCCUUGCGCUUUGCGCCACGUGCGCUUAACCCGCUGUGCUACCGCCCGAGUCCCCCUGCUGUGCAUUUUUACGGCGAGAGGUGGCAGCGCUUCUUCGCGUUCCUGCUCCUUGGCAAAGCGUCUUGCUUGGGGGUUCCGCCUCCUUCCAGCGUCCGUGAAUGAGGCUCCAGGCAGGCGACGGCGCGAGACUUUGGUCCCGCGAGAGCCGCCGUCCGGGAGGGAGGACUCGCAGGCACCGCCCACUGGCAGCCGCAGGCGCUGGUUAAACCCGCAGGCGGGGUGCACCUAAUGUCUCGGGCGCCCUACCUCUAGGGCGGGUGCCCGGGAGCUCCAGUCGCGCCAGCACUUGCACCCCGGAAGCCGCGCGCCACAGCCGAUCAUGAGCGGCCCUCUGCGGCCCGCGCCCAGCAACUGGCGGCGGGCGGCCUCGCUGGUGAUGGCGGCCGGCUGGCCGCCCCCACCGCCGCCUCCCGCCGACGGCUUCCGGCUGCUGCUCAUACAGCGCGCCUCGAACCAAGGUUUCAUGCCUGGGGCGCACGUCUUCCCGGGCGGCGUGCUGGACGCGGCAGAUAGCUCGACCGACUGGCUGCAGCUCUUCUCGCCGCACCACCGGCCGCCGCGCUUCGGCCUGGGCCCGGCGCCGGCGCCGCCGCCGCGCGCCGCCUUCCCGAUGCUGGGCGUCGCGAGGAACGACGCGGCGGCGCUGCCUGAUGACGUGGCCUUCCGCAUUUGCGCCAUCCGCGAGGCUUUCGAGGAGGCCGGCGUCCUGCUGCUGCGGCCCCGGGGAUCCCCACCCGCCGCGCGCGAGCUGGGCCGCGCCCUGGAGCCGCCCCCGGGAUUGGCCGCCUGGCGCGCGCGUGUCCGCAGGGACCCGCGCUACUUCCUGCGCUUGUGCGCGGAGCUCGACUGCACGCCAGACAUCUGGGCGCUGCACGACUGGAGCAACUGGCUCACGCCUUUCUUACGUCGCCCUGGCCGCCGCUUUGACACCUCCUUCUACCUGUGCUGCCUGCGGGAGCCGCCGCAGAGCUUCCCAGACUUGGCGGAGGUGGUGGGCUGCCAGUGGUUAUCUCCAUCAGAUGCAAUUAACCGUUUCACAUCAAAAGAAAUCUGGUUGCCCCCCCCACAGUUCUAUGAAUUAAGAAGACUUGACGGUUUUUCCUCACUCUCUGGCUUGCACAACUUUUGUUUGGAUCGGGCAUUAGAGGGACUGGAAAGAUGGCUGCCAAUCACUUUAUUAACUGCUGACGGGAUGCUCCAGCUUUUUCCAGGAGAUGAGCUGUACUUAGAAGACGCAAAGUUUUUAGAACAUUCUAUGUCCACUGAAAAAAAGAUUGAAGAACUCAUGAAAGAAGGAAAGAAGUUUCACCGACUAGUGAUUCACGAUCAGCAUCUCUAUAGUAUAUAUGUGACUGUUGAGGCCAAGUAUAAACAUGUCUACCCUAAAAGCUAUGUAGUAGGUAAGAGCCAUCUGUAGAAUAGCACUUUCCCAAAUGGCCUACUUAGCAUGGCCCUCGGGAGAAAAAUUACCUUAGGACUUAAGGUAAUCUUUCUCUGUAAAAGUUGAGACGAAAGUCAAGUGUUCCAUGGAGUUCUCUUGCUUUUUUUCAUUUUAAACUACAGAGUAUUCCAUAAGUAUAAAGUCUGUAUGAUCUUGUUGCCAGAAUGAGAGAACAAAUUCACAAGGGUUCCCACAGCUGUACUGUUUAUUUAUUUUUUACCUCACUAGUUUAAGCCAGAUAAUUCUGUUGUCGUUUUCUUUUAACUAUAGGGGGAGCUAGCAUUUUCCUGAAAUGUGCUUAGGAAUUUCUUGGACUUUCUGCAGAAGUUCAUUUUGAUUAGAUGGAGUACAGUAGACUGGACAACAUUCAAGUGGCAACACCCUUUUCUUGCUUUAUCUUUAGCUUGACUAAGAUAAAUUCUGUUUAAAGUCAAAUUGUUGGCAGGGGUAGAUAGCAUAAUGGUUUUGCAAAGAGAUCCUCAUGCCUGAAGCUCCAAAGUUUCAUGUUCAAUAUCCUGUACUAUAAGCCAGAGCUGAUCAAUGCUCUGGUAAAAAAAAAAAAAAAAAAAGAAGCCAAAAUGUUGUUUGUCUUACCAAACUGGAAAUGUGUUUGUUAAUACUUAAAGUAAAUGUGGAGCUGUAACAGAAGCCAGAAUUAUCUCUACAGCGUGAAAUACUAGUUAGUAAGUAUUGAGAGGUUGCAGGGCUAUGUUUACCAUUUAAUGGUACUUAAUUAGAGAUGCUUAUUUCCUGUAUUUUAAAUAUGGGCAACUUUUUACUACUUAAAGAGAGGUAAUGUUUAUUGAUAAAACAUAGGAAAUGGUUAAGAUACUUAAAACCUAUUUACUGUGUUUGAUUACAUUUUGCACUUUGUGUAUUACGUAUUUCACGUUUCAUGAAAUGUCUCAGCUUUCUUACCUACAAACUAGAGGUAUUGCCAAAUAAAGCUUAUGUGUUAUUAUUUAA